Messenger RNA from Triticum aestivum (bread wheat), 836 nucleotides. RefSeq names its product rRNA biogenesis protein rrp36. Lineage: Eukaryota; Viridiplantae; Streptophyta; Magnoliopsida; Poales; Poaceae. Bases 33 to 692 code for a protein of 219 amino acids. The transcript is spliced from 3 exons. The record is from RefSeq and is a predicted model, not a curated record.
GCCGCCGUCUUCAGAGAAACCCUCGCGUGGCAAUGGCGCCUCCUCCAACGGAAGAGCAGCUCCGGCGUGGAUCAGAGGAAACCGAGGUCCUCCGCCAUUCUGUUCACGGCGACGGCCACCCCAGCGUUUGCACGGAUCAGCCGUCAGCCCUAGGCGGCUCCGCGGCCCAGAUUACGGAACCCCGUGAUAACCAGGCGCUCGUGUCCACAGAAUCAGAUCGGUUUUCCUUGCGCGCUCUUGAUCUCGUGAGCACACAGGUGGACAGCGACGACCAGUGCCAUGCCGAACUGAUGGAGGAGGACAGCGAUGACAAGGAUGGUAGCGAUGACGAGGAGGACAGCGAUGAAUCUGAUGCCCAAACGGCAGACGAGAACAGUGAUGAGGAGGAGGUUAGGGAUGAAUACUAUGCCCCACUGAUUGGCAAGGACAGCGAGACAAAUUGCCCAGGAAAAAAGUACUCCAAGGAAGAAGCUGAUGAAGUAGUGUCCAGAUGGCUUUGCAGUUUCAACAAAGCGUACCGUGACUGCUUGAACCUGCGUGUGGAGAUUCUAGGCCGGGGUGAUGAGAAUGCUCGUCUUCCUCCUUUUCCUUUGAAAGUACUCCCUGUGGUAACAAGUCUAUGCAUCACAAGCAACAUCUGCUACCACCGCGAAUACAUGACCCAUGACACUUCCACGAGUAAGGGCCUUUGAUUCUUAGCAAUCCGCAGUUGCGCUAUUCUUAGUACUUCCGAGGACGCCGAGGAGGACGCACCCCGAGGCCGCAAGCGGCUGCGCAAGACCUUGGCCGGCCCUGCUGGCCAGCUGGCCCAGCCGAAGAAGAUCACACUUUCUGAC